CCCGGCCAACUCGAUCAUAAGCGUCUAUUCGAAUUAGUGUCCAAGAACUACGAAACCUGGCUGCAAGCCAUGAGCAAGAAAUUGCAGGACGAAGAAAACUACCUGCCCUUUCCCAACGAAAAUGAUGACCCUGAAAUCAAAGAUGAUUCAGCAUUCAAUUUCAGUCUCUUGGAAGCACUCGAAAAGGCAUCAAAUGACUUCAGUGAUAAGAUUAACAAAUUGGACGAAGAGAAGGUGUUCAACCAAAUCCAAGACAAAAUGGACAACGUGGAAGAUGAAGUGAGGGAAUCUUUCUUGAAGGAGAGUGAAAUGGACUUCCUUCGUAAUAAGAUCUCACAAAUGAUAAGAUCCAACGAGUUCACGAUAAAUAGAGAGGGAAGACCGCCAGCAAGGAGUGGGAAGAGAGAGGGAUUUUCGUUGUACGAUACUAAAGAUGAAGAGGGAUUGCAUGAAGGAAACACUGACGGAUAUGACUAUGAUUAUGACGACCAAGGGGAUUACGAUAUAGAGGAGAUCAAUGGCGAUGAGUACCAAUACAAGUACAGUCCUACGCAUCACAUAGAAGUCGAGUUGAAUGCAACGUCAGAGUGCGAUGAGCAUGGCUUUGAUGGCUGUGAUUGUCCUUCUUACAGAACGAUUGGUGCUGAUAGGAACGCCUACGAUGAAGAUGGACCUUCAUGUGAAUUUACCUUCGAAUAUGACCACACAGGAAAGCUUGUACCAAUUUAUAAUAACGUGGAAGAGAAGUUACGAAUGAUGACCUUACAAUCAAGAGAUAGCCAGUCUUUUAUUGAACAUGGCGACGAUAACAAGAAGAAGAAGAAAAAGAAGAAGAAGAAAAACAAGAACACACAGGGUCAACAGAAUAGCCAACCAAAUCAAUCACAGCCCCCCAACCAACCACCUCACUUCUGCUUGUUCUGUGAGUACGAGACCAUUUUCGGCACAAAACCUCGUCAAAUGAUCAAAUGGUAUGAACAACAGAGUCGAAAGGACGCAAGGUACAGAGAGACCAUCAAGAAGAAAUUGGCAAAUGCAAAACAAAGAGCUAUUCGAAAGCAAAAAGAGCUAAGACAGCAGCAAUUGCAAGAAAGUGGAGCCCAUCCCGACCCUCAAGAUGCUGAAAAGGACAUCCAU
Molecule: messenger RNA, 1137 nt
Organism: Suhomyces tanzawaensis NRRL Y-17324
Lineage: Eukaryota; Fungi; Ascomycota; Pichiomycetes; Serinales; Debaryomycetaceae
Exons: 1
Biological process (GO): mitotic spindle assembly checkpoint signaling
Source: RefSeq, a predicted model, not a curated record